AUGGGACUAUCGGACAGAACAAACACUGAGGAAGAGGUAGCGAAGUCUAUGCUGUGGGAGGCGAGGGUGAACAAUGGUCACCUUUCCAGGGAUCUACGGGACCGAAUCGAUCGCUUAUCCCGGGGCAUCCGCAAGGAAAUGGUGGAUCAAACGGACACAGGCUUAACACCACUGGCCAUCGCGUGUAUGCGUGGAAACGUUAAAAUCGCCAAGUAUCUUAUAGGGGUUUGCCAUGCAGACAUGGAACUGUGCAGCGGCGAGUGGUACGAAGGCGUCGUGUCAGAUAGUAAUUCUGUAGAUACCUUUACCCCUCUGGGAUGGGCCAGCAAAUACUCGAAGAUCGAAAUCGUUGAAUGUCUCUUCAAGCUAGGGGCAAAAUUGAAUGCUCCUUCCAAAUGUGGAUCAACGCCGGUGCUGAUCGCCUGUGGUACACUGAAUCUGGAAUUUGUUCGACAUCUGGUGGAGAGAGGUGCGGACGUUCGCAAGCCCAACCACAGCGGUAAAACAUGUCUUAUGGCUUCGAUCGGAUCGGAGAAACUGUGCAGCUAUUUGAUCUGGAAGGGAAUUGAAAUCAACGAACGAGACAAUUCUGGUAAAACUGCUCUUCAUUACGCAGUAGAACGUAAAGAAUUUAAUACGGUCGAACUGUUACUGAACCGUGGAGCUGACCCAUUCGCUAAGACGCAUGCAGUGUUGGAAGAGCAUUUGUCGAAAGCGAAACACAAGCAGUUAUCAACCAAUUCAUCAACAAAUACGAAUAUGGGACUAUCGGACAGAACAAACACUGAGGAAGAGGUAGCGAAGUCUAUGCUGUGGGAGGCGAGGGUGAACAAUGGUCACCUUUCCAGGGAUCUACGGGACCGAAUCGAUCGCUUAUCCCGGGGCAUCCGCAAGGAAAUGGUGGAUCAAACGGACACAGGCUUAACACCACUGGCCAUCGCGUGUAUGCGUGGAAACGUUAAAAUCGCCAAGUAUCUUAUAGGGGUUUGCCAUGCAGACAUGGAACUGUGCAGCGGCGAGUGGUACGAAGGCGUCGUGUCAGAUAGUAAUUCUGUAGAUACCUUUACCCCUCUGGGAUGGGCCAGCAAAUACUCGAAGAUCGAAAUCGUUGAAUGUCUCUUCAAGCUAGGGGCAAAAUUGAAUGCUCCUUCCAAAUGUGGAUCAACGCCGGUGCUGAUCGCCUGUGGUACACUGAAUCUGGAAUUUGUUCGACUUCUGGUGGAGAGAGGUGCGGACGUUCGCAAGCCCAACCACAGCGGUAAAACAUGUCUUAUGGCUUCGAUCGGAUCGGAGAAACUGUGCAGCUAUUUGAUCUGGAAGGGAGUUGAAAUCAACGAACGAGACAAUUCUGGUAAAACUGCUCUUCAUUACGCAGUAGAACGUAAAGAAUUUAAUACGGUCGAACUGUUACUGAACCGUGGAGCUGACCCAUUCGCUAAGACGCAUGCAGUGUUGGAAGAGCAUUUGUCGAAAGCGAAACACAAGCAGUUAUCAACCAAUUCAUCAACAAAUACGAAUAUGGGACUAUCGGACAGAACAAACACUGAGGAAGAGGUAGCGAAGUCUAUGCUGUGGGAGGCGAAGGUGAAUAAUGGUCACCUUUCCAGGGAUCUACGGGACCGAAUCGAUCGCUUAUCCCGGGGCAUCCGCAAGGAAAUGGUGGAUCAAACGGACACUGGCUUAACACCACUGGCCAUCGCGUGUAUGCGUGGAAACGUUGAAAUCGCCAAGUAUCUUAUAGGGGUUUGCCAUGCAGACAUGGAACUGUGCAGCGGCGAGUGGUACGAAGGCGUCGUGUCAGAUAGUAAUUCUGUAGAUACCUUUACCCCUCUGGGAUGGGCCAGCAAAUACUCGAAGAUCGAAAUCGUUGAAUGUCUCUUCAAGCUAGGGGCAAAAUUGAAUGCUCCUUCCAAAUGUGGAUCAACGCCGGUGCUGAUCGCCUGUGGUACACUGAAUCUGGAAUUUGUUCGACAUCUGGUGGAGAGAGGUGCGGACGUUCGCAAGCCCAACCACAGCGGUAAAACAUGUCUUAUGGCUUCGAUCGGAUCGGAGACACUGUGCAGCUAUUUGAUCUGGAAGGGAGUUGAAAUCAACGAACGAGACAAUUCUGGUAAAACUGCUCUUCAUUACGCAGUAGAACGUAAAGAAUUUAAUACGGUCGAACUGUUACUGAACCGUGGAGCUGACCCAUUCGCUAAGACGCAUGCAGGUGAUGAUGCUCUGCAGAUAGCUUGUGACAAAGGAUUACAGGAAUAUGUGAAAUAUUUCUUGCAACGGUUCGAUUAUCCGAAAGAAAGAAUGGCCGAAAUUGUCGAAUUGAUGGGAGCUAACAAACGAGCCAAUAAACCUGCGGGAUGUUGA
This is a messenger RNA of Toxorhynchites rutilus septentrionalis, 2361 nucleotides long. RefSeq names its product putative ankyrin repeat protein RF_0381. Lineage: Eukaryota; Metazoa; Arthropoda; Insecta; Diptera; Culicidae. Bases 1 to 2361 code for a protein of 786 amino acids. Gene Ontology annotation, molecular function: protein binding. The record is from RefSeq and is a predicted model, not a curated record. The transcript has 3 exons.